CGCACCCUGCGCUUUUUAUAAUAACCAUAAGUAAUGGAAUGGAUAAAAGCUUCUCCAAGUUUGCAGAAAGGCAUCGUGAUCGUCAAUAAACUUGAAGAUACAAAAUUCGAACAACUCCUUCGUCGAAUAGUUGGUAAAAUUAAACUUCAAGACACAGAAAUCUUCACUCAAGAAGAAAGACAAAAACUAGAGAAAAUAUUCAAAGUUGAUGAGGACAGCUUGCUACUAGCCAUCAAAACUGUGGUAUACUUGUUUAAAAGAAUGUUGAAAUUCAUACUUAUGCCUGUAGAUUUAAAGAAUGACUUGGAUAAAAUUGGAUUGGGUAAUAAUAAAGCAGAGGUCAUUGUGAAAGUAUGGUCUAAUGAAACUAGAGAAAUUUUGGAAGAAUUAGGGUCAGACCGUAUAGAUAAAUAUGGAGAAAAUUUAAAUUUGUCAUGGAAAUUAAAUGCAGAAUUAAGUUCGGACUAUAGGAAGAAAUAUAAAGUUCCUAAAGUUUAUUUAUCUGUGAAUGGAGAAAAUCGUGAAACAGAAAUAGAAAUGACACAUCCAGAACUUUAUUCUGUUUUCUUACAACUUGAAUCCAUACAGAAUGAGUUAGAUAAUAUAAUGUAA
Messenger RNA from Hyposmocoma kahamanoa, 612 nucleotides. It is a transcript of the gene Vlet, whose product is annotated as COMM domain-containing protein 10. Lineage: Eukaryota; Metazoa; Arthropoda; Insecta; Lepidoptera; Cosmopterigidae. The record is from RefSeq and is a predicted model, not a curated record. Bases 34 to 612 code for a protein of 192 amino acids. The transcript is spliced from 2 exons.